AUGGACCGCACGUGUAAGGAGAGGUCUUCGGAGGAUGGGAUCGACGAGGAGGACCCGGACUCCACGGAAGCCGAGAUCCGCAUCCGGGACACUCCGGAAGACAUCGUGCUGGAAGCGCCAGCCAGUGGGCUGGCGUUCCAUCCCACUCGCGACCUCCUGGCGGCGGGGGACGUGGAUGGGGACGUAUUCGUCUUUUCCUACUCCUGCCAAGAGGGAGAAACGAAGGAGCUCUGGUCUUCAGGUCACCACCUCAAAUCCUGUCGAGCCGUGGUCUUCUCUGAAGAUGGGCAGAAACUUGUUACUGUCUCCAAGGACAAAGCCAUCCAUGUUCUAGAUGUGGAGCAGGGCCGACUGGAAAGACGCAUUUCCAAGGCUCACAGUGCCCCCAUCAACAGUCUCCUACUGGUAGAUGAGCAUGUCCUGGCCACUGGGGAUGACACAGGUGGUAUCCGGCUCUGGGACCAGCGGAAGGAGGGCCCCUUAAUGGAUAUGCGGCAGCAUGAGGAGUAUAUUGCCGACAUGGCUCUGGAUCCAGCCAAGAAGCUGCUGCUGACAGCCAGUGGUGAUGGCUGCCUUGGUGUCUUCAACAUCAGGCGACGCCGGUUUGAACUGCUCUCAGAGCCUCAGUCUGGAGACCUGACCUCAGUCACUCUCAUGAAAUAUGGGAAGAAGGUGGCCUGUGGCUCCAGUGAAGGUACUAUAUAUCUCUUCAACUGGAAUGGCUUUGGGGCCACAAGUGAUCGGUUUGCCCUAAGAGCUGAGUCUAUUGACUGCAUGGUUCCCGUCACUGAGAGCCUGCUGUGCACUGGUUCCACCGAUGGGAUCAUCAGGGCUGUCAAUAUCCUUCCGAACCGAGUGGUGGGCACUGUGGGCCAGCAUGCUGGAGAGCCUGUGGAGAAGCUGGCCCUCUCCCACUGUGGCUGCUUCCUGGCCAGCAGUGGCCAUGACCAGCGACUUAAGUUCUGGAACAUGGCCCAGCUGCGGACUGUGGUAGUGGAUGACUACCGCCAGAGGAAGAAAAAGGGAGGGCCACUGCGGGCCCUAAGCAGCAAGGCUUGGAGCACAGAUGACUUCUUUGCAGGACUGAGGGAGGAAGAAGACUCCACAGCUCAGAAGGAAGGGGAGGAGACUGAGGAUGAAAGUGACUGAGGGGAUGAGCUGAAUCUCAAAAUGGGUCCUCAUUGGGGAAGUCUUGCUUCCUGGCCUGGAUACCAGAGGGGCUAUUUAUAAUACUUUUUUUUUUUUUUAAACAUUUGUUUUUGACAGGGAGAAACAGAGUGUGAGUGGG
Hyaena hyaena (striped hyena) is the source of this 1288-nucleotide messenger RNA. It is a transcript of the gene WDR55, whose product is annotated as WD repeat domain 55. The transcript is spliced from 7 exons. The record is from RefSeq and is a predicted model, not a curated record. Bases 1 to 1149 code for a protein of 382 amino acids. Gene Ontology annotation, molecular function: protein binding. Lineage: Eukaryota; Metazoa; Chordata; Mammalia; Carnivora; Hyaenidae.